UCUCUCCCUCACUCUCCUCUCUCCCUCUCUCUGCCUAUCUGGCACUGAGGAGAGGUAAACAGAGGAGGAGAUCUCAUUUGGUUCCUGAACUGUUGCAGCGCUCAGUGUAGCCACACAUACACUCUCUCAUUCAGUUUCUCUCUCUCACACACACACACACACACACACACACACACAUACACACAGACAUGCACACACACAACCCAGCACACAGGGGUCUUGGCAGCAGAAGAUCCUAACAGUUCUGGACCAGUCUGGACUCGCGCCUGCCAGCACAGACUGAACAGUGCUUAAAAAAGAAGAAUAGAAGAAGAAGAGGUGAUAAAGGAGUAAAAAGGAGGAUAAGAGGAGCGUGCCGUUUUGUGUUUGUUGAACACCCUGGAUCGAGCCCCCAGCUGAUGAUGGAGAACACAUGAGGAAGAGAGAGAGAUCUGCGGGGACACUCGGGGGAAAAUAUGCUGCUGAGUAAAGUUUGUGGAUAUUUCUAGAGGGAAUUUUUAGCCCUUGAACUUUGGGGAAGAAUCGCAGAGGACGGUCGGCUGUGUGCAGAUUGUAAAGAGAGAAAGCCUGCAGGUGGGACGUUGGACAGAAGGGCUCUCCCUGCAGUAUGGCGGCCACCAACCCUUCCUCCUGCCACCUUCUCUUCUUCCUCCUCUCCUUCCUUACAACUCAAACUGCCCUCACCCAGGACCCAUCUGUCACCACAGUGACGAUAACCGAAGGUGAUGCUUUCAUCGCCCCCACCACGCUGGCCAACCAGACGACUCCCAGCUAUGUGGAGACCACUCAGAACACUCCUAUAGAGACAGGGCUGUCCACUCCCACCAGUGGCGGAGACGCCGACGAUGAGGAUGUCCCUCCCUCCGGUGGGACACGUUGCCAGGGUUACUACGACGUUAUGGGCCAAUGGGACCCGCCGUUCAACUGCAACGCCGGCGUCUUUCUGUACUGCUGCGGUACCUGCUUUUACCGCUUCUGCUGCCAGUUCCGCCAGCAGCGGCUGGACCAGAGCAUCUGCUCCAACUACGACACGCCCAUCUGGGCCAACACCGGCAAGCCCGUGGCCACCAUCACCGAGGGCCAGGAUGACCAGGACCGGGACCGCACACACCUCAUCGUCUACAUCAUCUGCGGUGUGGUGGCCAUCAUGGUGCUGGUGGGCAUCUUCACCAAACUGGGUCUGGAGAAAAGCCGCGGAGGAAGUGGAGGAGGAGGGGCAGGAGCAGGGGCGGGGCACGCUGACCUCAAUUCCAGGACACUGACAGACCUGCUGAAGCAGCAGGGAGGUGAAGUGAGCUCGGUGGAAAAUGCCGCGGCCAGUUCGCCCAGCGGAGGGAGAGCCAACGGCAUUUCAGCCAGGAUGCUGCGCAGCAGGAGUGAACAGUACCAGCUGAAUAACUCUGCUUACGGGCCAUUUGGACAAGGGCUUCCACACCCGCACAGCAACCCCAGCACAGUGGGACUCAACAAAUAUACCUCCCUCAAAGCUGUGGCGCACAGUGCGUCUCGUAGCUACUACAAGAGCUUCCCACUCAUGGACUUCUCCCAGUACCAACCUGUGGCACCUCCAGCCUUCCAGCCUGUGCCUCCACAGCCCAAAGAGAAGUCAUACAUCCACCAGCCUGUGUCGGCGCACCAUGACCUCCAUGCCCCUCUCUCCAUCUCCAUCCCCUCCAGCCACCUGGAGCAUGCACGCCUCCCCAAGACCACCACGCACCCGCUGCUCUCCAGCUCUGCCUUCAAAGCCUGGGAGCCGACUAGCCGCCACGUCCACAGGCAGGCCUCCGCCCCGGGGCACACCGCCCCUUCAAUGCACAGCUCCACCCGCAGACAAGGCUACUCGAUCCGGAGGCAGCAGAGCAUAGAGAACAUGCCGGAUCUUUUUAGCCAGCCCUAUGUAGGGGUGUACGGAGGAGCCGAAAGGGGGGCCGCGCAGGGGCAGCAUGUACAGGGGCAACACCCAUCUCAACCCUCCUAUUACCACCACAACAGGCAGAAGAGCUACUCCACCCACAGUACGACUGAGGUGACUGUCUGA
This is a messenger RNA of Epinephelus moara (kelp grouper), 2038 nucleotides long. RefSeq names its product shisa family member 8b (gene shisa8b). Bases 608 to 2038 code for a protein of 476 amino acids. The transcript has 5 exons. Gene Ontology annotation, cellular component: dendritic spine membrane; AMPA glutamate receptor complex; postsynaptic density. NCBI's taxonomy places the organism in Eukaryota, Metazoa, Chordata, Actinopteri, Perciformes, Serranidae. The record is from RefSeq and is a predicted model, not a curated record. Gene Ontology annotation, biological process: regulation of AMPA receptor activity; regulation of short-term neuronal synaptic plasticity.